AUGCACUCUCGGCUGAUGGCGAGGGCUGACGACACCGGAGGUCUGGAGGGAUUCGGUUCGGACGGGGGUCAUCAUCAGCAGCAGCAGCAGGAACACCAGCACGGACACGCCACGACACAGGGUCUACGGCACUUCGAGUCCACGCACGAGGACUACCACAGCUGGCAACCGCUGGACGGUCACUUUGGACACUUUGAUCACGGUGCGGAGCUUGCCAAGCUCACCAGCCACGGACACCAGGAGUUCGUCCACCACGGACAUGGACACGAAGCAGGAUUCGGAGGCCAUGAGGUUGGAGACUUCGGAGGUCACGGUGGUGCGUUCGGCGGAGGACAUCACGAGGAGCACCACGGACAGGAGUUUGGCGGUGGACAGCAUGAGCUGGGAGGGCAUCAAAGCUUCACCCACGGAGAAGGUCACCACGAGCUGGGACACGAGUUCGGAGGGCACGAGGAUCUGACUCACGGACACUACAGUUUCGGUUCGGGAUUCCACCACGACCACAAGGAACAUCACCACCACCCGAUCAAGGAGGUGCACCUGGAGGCGACGGAAGUGCACGAGGACGACGAUGGCCACAAAAAGAAGGAGGAGAAGCACAAACAGAAAAUCAAGUACGUCACCGUGACGGAACGAGUUCCGGUUCCGUACAAGGUGACGGUCGAGAAGAAGAUCCUGGUGCCGGUCAAGGUUCCGUUCACCGUGCACACCGAGAAGGUGGUGCCGGUGUACGUGGAGAAGAAGUUUCCGGUGGUCGUGGAGAAGCACGAGAUCGUGCACGUCGACAAGCCGUACGAGGUAAAGGUGCCGCAUAAGGUCGAGGUACACAAGAAGGAAAUCAUCAAGGUCGAGAAGCCAGUUCCGGUGAAAAUUGAAAAGCCCGUCCCGUACAAGGUGGAAAAGCCCUACAUCGUGCACAAACACGUGCCCGUGAAGGUUUGGGUAAACGUCAAGAAGGAGCAUCAUGAUCAUUAA
Anopheles bellator is the source of this 975-nucleotide messenger RNA. RefSeq names its product histidine-rich glycoprotein-like. The record is from RefSeq and is a predicted model, not a curated record. Bases 1 to 975 code for a protein of 324 amino acids. The transcript has 2 exons. Lineage: Eukaryota; Metazoa; Arthropoda; Insecta; Diptera; Culicidae.